This is a messenger RNA of Suillus clintonianus, 927 nucleotides long. RefSeq names its product haloacid dehalogenase. Bases 1 to 927 code for a protein of 308 amino acids. NCBI's taxonomy places the organism in Eukaryota, Fungi, Basidiomycota, Agaricomycetes, Boletales, Suillaceae. The record is from RefSeq and is a predicted model, not a curated record. The transcript has a single exon.
AUGACACCCAAUCUCGACUUAACAUCUCACAAAGUCCUAGUCUUUGACGUUUAUGGGACCCUCAUUGACUGGGAAUCUGGAAUAUACAACAGUCUCAAGUCGCUCUUCCCCAAGGACACUCCAAGAGAGGAGGUCUUGGAGAAAUAUGCUGCUGUGGAGCUAGAUCUUCAAAUGAAAGAUCCGAGUCUAGCGUACUCUAAGAUCCUCGAUCUCGCUUGGAUGCGGCUUAGCGGUCAAGCUGACAUGAGUCCUGGUCGCGGCAAAACAGCCGCAGUCACAGAAGGAGGGGAGGAGAUUGGUGCAUCUAGUCCAGCGGGUGCUCAGCAAGACUCAGAUAUGGCUUCCUCGACGCCACCAGCAAGUGAUGCUGAGCGCUUCGGAGCUUCCGUUCCCACGUGGCAGCCAUUUGAAGACACCGUCCAAGCCCUCCACAGACUGAAAGAGCACUUUGCGCUAGUGGUUCUUUCCAACGUGGACAACAGAAGUUUCGACGGCACACAUGAGUUGCUGAAAUCUCAAACUCGUGAAGCUCGCAAGAGCAAAUACCCGACAGAGACCCCUGCCUCCCCCUUCUCGCUCAUCCUCACCGCUCAGCAAUUUAAUGCGUAUAAACCAGAUCCAAGGGCGCUAGACACUGCACUCCAGCAAGUCUCGUCUGCGCCUCGUUCCCUCUUACCGCAUCCCAACCCACCCUGGGCCGUGGAAGCACGGGAGGUGCUUGUAGUAGCAAAUUCGCUUCAGCAUGAUAUAGAGCCCGCAAAUCUUCACAAUCUCAACAGCGUGUGGAUUUCGCGCCAUGAGAAGAAUAUCAUCGGAGCCAAAGCCGAUGUGAAGGAGCGAGGCUUGUGGACAUGGAGGUUCGAAACUUUAGGCGAUCUAGCAGAUGCAGUGGAUCAGGAGGUUCAAGGAACGCGUGACGCCAUAUAA